Messenger RNA from Bubalus bubalis (water buffalo), 1320 nucleotides. It is a transcript of the gene LIMD2, whose product is annotated as LIM domain containing 2. Lineage: Eukaryota; Metazoa; Chordata; Mammalia; Artiodactyla; Bovidae. The transcript is spliced from 5 exons. Gene Ontology annotation, biological process: actin filament bundle assembly. Gene Ontology annotation, cellular component: actin cytoskeleton; plasma membrane. Gene Ontology annotation, molecular function: actin filament binding. The record is from RefSeq and is a predicted model, not a curated record. The coding region runs from base 193 to 579 and encodes 128 amino acids.
GCGGCGCCGCGAUAAGGCGGCGGCGGCCGCGGCCGCUUAGGGACCACUGGUAGCGGCGGCAGCUCGCCCCCGCGCGCUCCUCGCACCCGAGGCUUCCCCCGAAGACCGACCCCCAUCCCGCGGCCCAGGCCGGGGCCCGAACCCAGCGGGUGCCGCGUCUCCACACUGGGCCUCCAUCGCCUCCAACGAGCCAUGUUCCAGGCCGCCGGAGCCGCCCAGGCCACCCCCUCCCAUGAAGCCAAAGGUGGCGGUUCCAGCAGCACGGUUCAGCGCUCCAAGUCCUUCAGCCUUCGGGCCCAGGUGAAGGAGACCUGCGCCUCCUGCCAGAAGACCGUGUACCCCAUGGAGCGACUGGUGGCCGACAAGCUCAUUUUCCACAGCUCUUGCUUCUGCUGCAAGCACUGUCACACCAAGCUCAGCCUGGGCAGCUACGCGGCACUGCAUGGGGAAUUCUACUGCAAGCCCCACUUUCAGCAGCUGUUUAAGAGCAAAGGCAACUACGACGAAGGCUUCGGCCGGAAGCAGCACAAGGAGCUCUGGGCCCACAAGGAGGUGGACCCCGGCACCAAGACAGCCUGAGGCCCCUCUGGCUGUCCACUCCCUCCUCCCCCCACAGAGGGCCUGGGGCAGGCAUCCGGAACGGUGGGAGAGAGACUGGACGGCCGGGCCCCGGGUGAGGGUGGAGAGGGGAUGAGGCCAUUUUGCUCAGGCAGAGGGUUGCAGGGGCAGGGCUCUGCUCCAGGAUGCCUUCCUUCUUCCUCAGCUGGUGGGGGUUCGGGAACCAGGAUUGGGGUUUGCUCACCACCCUACUUCCUGUUUCUUUCAGCCUACCCCACCUCACCCCAGGGCCCCCCUGGGAGGCCCUCAAACUCAGCUUCCCUAUCUAGGUGCCUUUUCUCCAGCAAGGAGUCAGCAUGCCCCCUCAGGGUCCCAAGCUCCCUCACUGCCACCCAGGGACCUGUGUGGCCCCACGUCUCCCCAUCUACCUCUGCCCUUAGCCUGGUCCUGAGCCAUGGAGACUGGAGGAAGGUGAGCCAGGGUGCCCCCUUCUGGGCCUCUCCAAAUGUCCCCCAGGACCCAGUGGGGGAAGGAAGGGGAACUGGAACAGCUCUGGGUCCCCUCCACCUGCAGAGGUGAGGCACGGCAUGCCUGUCAGGGCCAGGACCACCCCACAGUGCGUAGGCAGUGGAAGGGAAAGCACCCGCCAGGCUGAGAGCCACAGGGACUGGUGGGGGGCUGGCGGGGCCACAUUCCCCCUCCUCCCACUUCUGCCGGUUUUGACUGUUGUAAUCAAUCCUAUUUUAAACGUGUUUCGACAUA